Molecule: messenger RNA, 963 nt
Organism: Penicillium longicatenatum
Lineage: Eukaryota; Fungi; Ascomycota; Eurotiomycetes; Eurotiales; Aspergillaceae
Product: ribosome biosynthesis protein MAK16
Exons: 2
Coding region: 1-963 (320 amino acids)
Biological process (GO): maturation of LSU-rRNA; maturation of 5.8S rRNA
Cellular component (GO): nucleolus; preribosome, large subunit precursor
Source: RefSeq, a predicted model, not a curated record
AUGUCCGACGAAAUUGUCUGGCAGGUCAUUAACCAGCAGUUUUGCUCCUACAAACUGAAAACAACAAAAGGACAAAACUUCUGUCGCAAUGAAUACAAUGUCACCGGUCUUUGCAACCGCCAAUCAUGCCCCCUCGCCAACUCGCGGUACGCAACCGUCCGCUCUGACCCCGAGACAGGCGUCAUGUACCUGUACAUGAAGACCAUCGAGCGUUCCCACAUGCCCAGCAAAUGGUGGGAGCGAGUCCGUCUCUCUUCCAACUACGCCAAGGCCCUCGAGCAGCUGGACGAGCGACUGAUCUACUGGCCCAAAUUCCUCACUCACAAGUGCAAGCAGCGUCUCACGCGCCUGACGCAGGUGAACAUCCGCAUGAAGAACAUCGCCAAGGAAGAGGAUCGCCUGGGUGAGAAGAUCGUGCCAAAGCUUGCGCCGAAGGUGCGGAGACGGGAGGAGACACGUGAGCGCAAGGCUCUUUCGGCUGCUAAGGUUGAGAGGGCGAUUGAGCGGGAACUGAUUGAUCGAUUGCGGUCCGGUGCGUACGGCGACCGACCGCUUAAUGUUGAGGAGGGUAUUUGGAAGAAGGUCUUGCGUGGACUCGAGCGCGCGGGCGAUGGUGAGCGCGAUGAGGAUCUGGACGAUGGGGAGCUGGAGGAGGAAGAGGAAGAGGAGGAGGGUGUUGGUGAGGUGGAGUACGUUAGUGACUUGGAUGAGGAGGAGGAUCUCGAGGAUAUUGAGGAUUGGUUGGGUGAGAACUCGGCUGAGGACUCGAGUGACUUGGAUGAGGACAGUGAUGAUUCCAGUGAUGAGGAUGAGGAUGAGGAGAGUGAUGAUGAGCAGAAGAAGCCCAAGCCCAGUGCUAAGCGGAAGUAUGCUGCUCCUCAGCAGAAGCCGAGGAAGAAGGGACCCCGUAUCGAGAUCGAGUACGAGACCGAGGGUGCUGACCGUGAUACUAUUAUGGCUUGA